Molecule: messenger RNA, 2843 nt
Organism: Sapajus apella (tufted capuchin)
Lineage: Eukaryota; Metazoa; Chordata; Mammalia; Primates; Cebidae
Gene: SLC15A1
Product: solute carrier family 15 member 1
Exons: 23
Coding region: 130-2256 (708 amino acids)
Biological process (GO): oligopeptide transport; transmembrane transport
Cellular component (GO): membrane
Molecular function (GO): dipeptide transmembrane transporter activity
Source: RefSeq, a predicted model, not a curated record
GGCCCCGCCUCGCAGAGCUGGGGCUGCACCCGGGGCGGCGGGGCCGGGCCUGGACGCCAGGUCUAAGGAGCCGCACCUGCCAGGAGCGCGUCCCGCCUGCCGGUCGAAGGAGCCCUCGGAGCCGCAGCCAUGGGAAUGUCCAAGUCAUGGAGUUGCCUUGGUUAUCCCCUGAGCAUCUUCUUCAUCGUGGUCAACGAGUUCUGCGAAAGAUUUUCCUACUAUGGAAUGCGAGCACUCCUGAUUCUGUACUUCACAAAUUUCAUUCGCUGGGAUGACAACCUGUCCACCGCCAUCUACCAUACGUUUGUGGCUCUGUGCUACCUGACGCCAAUUCUCGGAGCUCUCAUCGCCGACUCAUGGCUGGGAAAAUUCAAGACCAUUGUGUCGCUUUCCAUUGUCUACACAAUUGGACAAGUAGUCCUCUCAGUAAGCUCCAUUACUGACCUCACAGACCACAACCAUGAUGGCACUCCCGACAGCCUUCCUGUGCACGUGGCACUGUCCAUGAUCGGCCUGGCCCUGAUCGCUCUCGGGACUGGAGGAAUCAAGCCCUGCGUGUCUGCAUUUGGCGGAGAUCAGUUUGAAGAGGGCCAGGAGAAACAAAGAAACAGAUUUUUUUCCAUCUUUUACUUGGCCAUUAAUGCUGGAAGUUUGCUUUCCACCAUCAUCACUCCCAUGCUCAGAGUUCAACAGUGUGGAAUCCACAGUAAACAAGCUUGUUACCCACUGGCCUUCGGGGUUCCCGCUGCUCUCAUGGCUGUAGCCCUGAUGGUGUUUAUUCUUGGCAGUGGCAUGUACAAGAAGUUCCAGCCACAGGGCAACAUCAUGGGCAAAGUGGUCAAGUGCAUCGGUUUUGCCAUCAAAAAUAGAUUCAGGCAUCGGAGUAAGACAUUUCCCAAGAGGGAGCACUGGCUGGACUGGGCCAAGGAGAAAUAUGAUGAGCGGCUUAUCUCCCAAAUUAAGAUGGUCACGAGGGUGAUGUUCCUGUAUAUUCCACUCCCAAUGUUCUGGGCCUUGUUUGACCAGCAGGGCUCCAGGUGGACGCUGCAAGCAACAACCAUGUCGGGGAGAAUCGGAACUAUGGAAAUUCAGCCUGAUCAGAUGCAGACUGUGAACGCCAUCCUGAUCGUGAUCAUGGUCCCUGUCUUUGAUGUUGUGCUGUACCCUCUGAUUGCAAAAUGCGGCUUCAAUUUCACCUCCCUGAAGAAGAUGACUGUUGGCAUGUUCCUGGCGUCCAUGGCCUUUGUGGUGGCUGCCAUCGUUCAGGUGGAAAUUGAUAAAACUCUUCCAGUAUUCCCCAAUGGAAACGAAGUCCAAAUUAAAGUUUUGAAUAUAGGAAACAGUAACAUGAGUGUAUCUCUUCCUGGAGAGAUAGUGCCACUUGACCCAAUGUCUCAAACAAAUGGAUUUAUGACUUUUGAUGUAAACACACUGACAAGCAUAAACAUGUCUUUUCCUGGAUCACCAGUCACUGCUGUAACUGACAACUUUGAGCAGGGCCAGCGCCACACACUUCUAGUGUGGGCCCCCAGUCACUACCAGGUGGUAAAGGAUGGCCUUAAUGAGAAGCCAGAAAAAGGAGAAAAUGGAAUCAGAUUUGUAAAUACUUAUAAUGAGCUCAUCACCAUCACCAUGAGUGGGAAAGUUUUUGCAAAUAUCAGCAGCUAUAAUGCCAGCAAGUAUCAGUUCUUUCCUUCUGGCAGAAAAGGCUACACAAUAAACUCAACAGAGAUUCCAUCACAGUGUCAAACUAAUUUCGAUACCCCCUACCUUGAAUUCGGAAGUGCUUAUACCUAUGUAAUCCAAAAGAAGAAUGACGGCUGCCCCGAAGUGAAGAUGUUUGAAGAUAUUGCAGCCAACACGGUUAACAUGGCUCUGCAAAUCCCGCAGUAUUUUCUUCUCACCUGUGGCGAAGUGGUCUUCUCUGUCACGGGACUGGAAUUCUCCUAUUCUCAGGCUCCUUCCAACAUGAAGUCCGUGCUUCAGGCGGGAUGGCUCCUGACGGUGGCUGUCGGCAACAUCAUCGUGCUCAUCGUGGCGGGGGCCGGCCAGUUCAGCAAACAGUGGGCUGAAUACGUUCUAUUUGCCGCGUUGCUUCUGGUCGUCUGUGUAAUUUUUGCCAUCAUGGCUCGAUUCUAUACUUACAUCAAUCCAGCAGAGAUUGAAGCUCAAUUUGAUGAGGACGAAAAGAAAAAGAGCCUGGGAAAGAGUAACCCAUAUUUCAUGUCAGAAGCCAACUCACAGACACAGAUGUAAAGGUCAGGAAGCAAGUGGAGGAUGGCCUGGGCCCGCAUACACCCCGACCUCUGGCUCCAGGUGGCAGGACAUUCCACUGGAUGUCCCCUGGCAGGGAAGACUUCAGAUUUGGGAACUAAACCACGAACGCUAUUUUCCAAGCAGCCAGCAAUGAAUCUACAACUCUGGAAGAAGUCUUUUGUUUGAAAGGCUUAACUAAGCCACAUAUCCACACACUGUCUUAUAACACUGAGCGCACACCCUGCGUAUGUCAUCUUCCCUAUCAUACAAAUGAUGUUAUUUUGGACUAGCUUAAUUUUGAAAGAGUAACCAAGUUUCCUGUUCCAUAUUGUUGAUGUUCUUAUGAAAACUAUUUUAAAGGAGACAGGAACCAAGGCUGAAAGUGAACGUACAGGUUUGCAAAUGGCAUGUGAUAAGGACAAGCUGAUAUUAACUGACAGCUGUACCUUUGGGUUUUUGUUGCUUUGUUUUUCUAGUCCUCAGCUCUGUUUAAAUUAUGUGUAACUCAAAAGACCACUCAGGUGAAGGCCAGUAAUAAUUUUUUGAAGUUUCAGUGGUGUGAAAUAAAUUUCUGUUCUUAAGCAUAA